AUGAGUUUGGCGUCUAUACUUGAACGACACUUAAACUGCAUUAGAACGGGACUGAGGCUUGAGUUCGCCUUGCCCGUUGUGCAGUUAGGAGCCGAAAACGCGGACAGCAUCGGUGCCGUGCUGAACAGCAAAGAUGACCAGCGGGAGAUCGCGGAGACGAGAGAAACGUGUAGGGCUGCUUAUGAUACUUCUGCACCAAAUGCAAAACGCAAAUACCCAGAUGAGGGAGAAGCUGAUGAAGAAGAGAUUGAAGAAUAUAAGGAUGAAGUAGAGCUGCAGCAAGAUGAAGAGAACCUGCCCUAUGAAGAAGAGAUUUACAAAGAUUCCAGUACCUUUCUUAAGGGUACUCAGAGCUUAAAUCCACACAACGAUUACUGCCAACACUUUGUGGAUACAGGACACAGACCACAGAACUUCAUCAGAGAUGUUGGCUUAGCAGAUAGGUUUGAAGAAUAUCCAAAACUUAGAGAGCUCAUCAGGUUGAAGGAUGAGCUGAUAUCUAAAUCUAACACUCCUCCCAUGUACUUACAAGCGGACUUGGAAGCUUUUGAUAUUAGGGAACUGAAGUCCAAAUUUGAUGUGAUUCUUCUGGAACCACCACUGGAAGAAUACUACCGAGAGACUGGCAUUACUGCUAAUGAAAAAUGCUGGACCUGGGAUGAUAUCAUGAAACUGGAAAUUGAAGAAAUUGCAGCCCCAAGGUCAUUUGUGUUUCUGUGGUGUGGUUCAGGCGAGGGUCUGGAUCUUGGCCGAGUGUGUCUACGCAAAUGGGGUUACAGAAGAUGUGAGGACAUUUGUUGGAUUAAAACGAAUAAGAACAAUCCUGGAAAGACCAAGACUCUAGACCCUAAGGCUGUUUUCCAAAGAACCAAGGAGCACUGCCUCAUGGGCAUUAAAGGAACUGUGCGCCGCAGUACAGAUGGUGACUUCAUCCAUGCUAAUGUUGAUAUUGACCUAAUCAUCACAGAAGAGCCUGAAAUUGGCAACAUAGAAAAACCUGUAGAGAUUUUUCACAUCAUUGAGCAUUUCUGCCUUGGACGACGACGUCUUCAUCUUUUUGGAAGGGACAGUACAAUUCGACCAGGUUGGCUGACUGUAGGACCUACCCUCACAAACAGCAAUUUCAAUGCAGAGACGUAUUCUUCGUACUUCACAGCUCCAAAUUCCCACCUGACUGGCUGUACCGAAGAGAUUGAGAGACUUCGGCCCAAGUCACCUCCACCCAAGUCUAAGUCUGACCGGGGUGGUGGUGCUCCAAGGGGAGGAGGAAGAGGAGGGACUUCAGCAGGCCGAGGAGAAAGGGGCCGAGAGAGGAACAGAACUAACUUUCGGGGUGAGAGGGGUGGCUUCAGAGGGGGACGUGGAGGUACCCAUAGAGGAGGCUUCCCCACCCGCUGAUGACUGUUAGGUAAUUGCUUCUUCCCCCCAUCCUAUGCCUCAUCUCUGAAUCUUUUUCUUAGUCUUGUUUUUGCUAAAGUGAAUUAUUCUGGGGACUUGAGCUAGAUGACUUUUAAAACUGGUUUUGGUGCAAGCAGUUACAGAUAGUCUGCCUUCCAGUGACUGGCCUGGCACAUCCGCUCAGCUGGCAGGCAGGGUCCUGCACCUGACAGCACUAAACUCAGCCUCCCAACAGCUUCUAUUUGUCCAAGCAGAGCGCACCAUCUCUUCAAACCAUGGAUGGGAUUGAAGUGAAGACACUCGCUCUUCCCUUAUGAAACUUGCAAGUUGUAGGCUCCAUUAACUCUAUUCUUCUCCAAAACAUGGAUUCCUCUUCCUUCUCUGAAGGUGCAGGUUUGGACUGACUUGGAUUAAUACGGUGGAGUGGGCGUGAAAUGCAGUUCUGAAUUGCAUGGCCGUAGCAGACUUACUCUCUUAUUCGUGGAAGAAAAAGUGCUGUGUCUAUACUGACGCCUAUUUUAACUUCUUUGAAACCAAGGAGCAAACUGAAUAAAUAGAAUUCUAUUUUUUCUUAUUUGGUUAAAAUUUCCCAAAUGAUUCCUGGGAAUAGGGAACAAGUUUAUCUUUUGUGGUGUAUAUGCACUGACUUUUCAUGUCUGAGGUGGGGAGAGUGGUAGUUCUGUGCAGUUGUCUUGUGCUUCAUGGAAAGCAGGAAGUUGUGUAUUUAUGUGCAGUCCAGAACGUCUGCAAAGGUCUGUAUAGCUGCUCGAGUAGGGAUUUUCACCCAGCGUCUGUCCACAAUAGCCUUGUUCUUUGGUAGGGAAAACCAGUUUUAUUGCAGAGCAAUUGCAGUGUAAGUAGCAGAGAGACCUUGUUGGAGGUCGUAUUGGAAAUGCCAGGUGAUCUUGUAAGAAAGAGCGAGUGCUUCCUGAAAAUAAUCACCUGGGUAAUGAGGGUGCAGUAAUCGAACCGAGUGUUUCGCUUUGCCCGUGGAUGUUACGUGCACUGGAAGUAGACUGUUGGUGAUCAGCUCCGGAGUACCGUGUGAAAUGAAAGCAGUUCACUUUGGUGUAUGUACAAUAUUUGUUUUUAGCAAAACCACAACUCUGAGCUUCUUGGCCAAUACUUGGUAGACUGAACAAACCUGGCUGUUGAAGUCUCAAAAUCUUAGGUGUUGGAAAAUUGGCUUUUAGGUCUCAUAAUGUUUCUCUAUUGAAGCCUAGCUUUUAUAUAACUGUCCUGUAAAGUAGUGGAUUAUUAAACUUGUUUAUCAAA
Molecule: messenger RNA, 2673 nt
Organism: Haliaeetus leucocephalus (bald eagle)
Lineage: Eukaryota; Metazoa; Chordata; Aves; Accipitriformes; Accipitridae
Gene: METTL14
Product: methyltransferase like 14
Exons: 11
Coding region: 1-1398 (465 amino acids)
Cellular component (GO): RNA N6-methyladenosine methyltransferase complex; nucleus
Molecular function (GO): mRNA binding
Source: RefSeq, a predicted model, not a curated record